Molecule: messenger RNA, 1348 nt
Organism: Perca fluviatilis (European perch)
Lineage: Eukaryota; Metazoa; Chordata; Actinopteri; Perciformes; Percidae
Product: protein NLRC3-like
Exons: 4
Coding region: 86-1348 (420 amino acids)
Source: RefSeq, a predicted model, not a curated record
CAGUGUUCCUGUUUUACCUUAGACUGACUUCAGAGGCCUGGACUACGAAGCAAGAUUUGGGGUUAACGAGACCUCAGAUCAGAAGAUGAGUGAUUGGGAGGAAGAGGAGGAUGGAGAGUCUGGCUGUCUGUCUAUGAAGAGUGACCGGUCCAGAGAUCCUCCUCCAGACUUCAGUAAUGAACCUGGACCCUCAGACACAAAAGAGAGGAGUGAUGUUUCUGAGGAGGAGCAGUUGUCUAGAACCAGAACCAGAACUGGACUGCAGACAGCCAAUCAGAACAACUCUGAACAAAUGAAUGUUGGUCGUCAGAAACAUAAGAUCAGACUGAAGGAGACAUUUGAACGUGUGACUGAAGGAGCUGAAACAGGAAGUAGAACCCUACUCAACAGGAUCUACACUGUCCUCUACAUCAUAGAGGGACAGAGUGAAGAGGUUAAUACCCAACAUGAGGUGAGGCAGCUUGAGACAGCUUCCAAGAAGAAGAUCCUCCAUGACUCUCCAAUCAAGUGCUGUGACAUCUUUAAAGCCUUACCUGAUCAACAGAAACACAUCAGAGUGGUUCUGAUGAUCGGCGUCGCUGGCGUUGGAAAAACCUUCUCAGUGCAGAAGUUCUGUCUGGACUGGGCCGAGGGUUUGGAGAACCAAGAUAUCAGUCUGGUGAUUCCUCUUUCCUUCAGGGAGCUGAACUUGAUCAAAGAUGAGCAGUACAGUCUUCUGGAGCUGCUCCGUGUUUUCCAUCCAACAUUACAGGAGGUCCCAGCAGAGCAGCUCGCUGGCUCUAAAGUUCUCUUCAUCUUUGACGGCCUGGAUGAAAGCAGACUUUACCUGGAUUUCAACAACAAUGAGGCUGUUUCUGAUGUCACACAGAAGUCAUCAGUCAACGUGCUGUUGACAAACCUCAUCCAGGGGAAGCUGCUUCCCUCGGCUCUCGUCUGGAUAACUUCCCGACCUGCAGCAGCCAAUCAGAUCCCUCCUGCGUGCGUUGACAGGGUAACAGAAGUACAAGGCUUCACUGAUGCCCAGAAGGAGGAGUACUUCAGGAAGAGAGUCAGUGAUGAAGAGCUGUCCAGCAGAAUCAUCUCCCACAUCAAGACCUCCAGGAGCCUCGACAUCAUGUGUCUGAUCCCAGUCUUCUGCUGGAUCACUGCUACAGUUCUGGACCACAUGUUGACUGCAGACCAGAGAGGAGAGCUGCCCAAGACCCUGACUGACAUGUACUCACACUUCCUGCUGGUUCAGACAAAGAGGAAGAAGCUCAAGUAUGCUGAGGGACAUGAGACGAGUCCACAGGAGCUGACGGAGGCUGACGGGGAAGUUCUUCUGAAGCUGGGGGAGGCUGGCGUUUGA